AUGGAUGCUGUAUCUGAUGUUCAAAACAAAACAUUGGUCUCUUUGAUGACCGUAGUAACACAAUUAACGGAGAUAUGUCUUAAGCCAUUAGGCCAAUCCUCUCUGGGAGGAAUGUUGUUUGGCCCUUCAGCUUUAGGGCACAUAAAGGUUGUACACAAAACCUUGUUCCCGGUAAAGGGUAGUCUUGUGCUUAAAACACUUUCAUAUUUUGGCCUCAUGUUCUACUACUUCUUAUGGAGUGUUAGAUUAGAUCUUUACACGGUGUUGAAGACAGAAAAGGUAGCUGUGGUUCUUGCUAUAUCUGUAUCCAUAUUUACAUUUCUUAUCCCUACUGGACUCUCGCUCCUGUUGAAGACCUAUGUUGCAAUGGAAAAAGAAGUUGCAGACUCACUUCCAUAUAUCGGUAUCUCACAGACCUAUACUAUAUUCAUUAGCAUAGCAGUGCUCUUGACGGAUCUCAAAGUCCUUAAUACUGACAUAGGACGAUUAACCAUAUCAGUAGCAAUUCUUACUGAUAUGACUGGCAUGGUUUUGUCAAUGUUUACUUUUGCAGUAAUUCAGUAUACGGACGGUGAUAUUCUCAUACUAGUAUUUGCUGCUCUAUCCUCAUUUGUAUUCCUGCUUCUUAUUGUAUUUAUGAUGAGGCCAAUGAUACUUUGGAUGGUAAAGAACCCAGGAAAAGGUUCGACUAAUGAAAUUUGCACUGUCUGUAUCUUUGUCUUCGUUAUCCUUUCUGGACUUGUCAGUGAACUAAUCGGACAGCAUUUUUCCAUGGGACCGAUAAUUUUAGGUCUGUCUCUUCCAGAAGGGCCACCCAUAGGAACAUCUUUGAUGAAAAAACUUGAGAUAAUGUGUGUGGAUUUUCUUUAUCCAAUCAGCCUAGCUGUUAACGGAUUGGUGGUUGAUAUAUUCAAUAUAAACAUUAAUUCUCUAUGGAUUAUAUGCCUCGUUAUAGUUGUGGGUUUCUUUGUAAAGAUUGGUGCUGUCAUGUUGCCAGGAUACUAUUUGAAUAUAUCCAUGAAAAAAUGUUGGAUCAUUGGUCUCCUUCUAAAUGGAAGGGGUAUAUGUGAGCUUGUCCUCUUCAAUCUGUGGUUGGAAAGUCAGAUAAUAAAUGAAGACGAGUUCUCUGUGAUGGUUAUCUCUGUUAUAGUAAUAAAUGUUAUCUUAGUAACAGUCGUAAAAUUCAUGUACGACCCUUCAAAACCAUAUGAUAAUGUAAGCAGAUGUACAAUUCAACAUAGUACAAGAGAUUCUGAGCUCCGAAUUAUGGUGUGCAUUGACGACAAGGAAACACUCCCUACAAUCCUGAACCUGUUAGAAGCCUCCUAUGCUACUAGAGAAAGCACGAUUGAGGUUACAGCGUUAGUCCUAGUUGAGCUUCAAGGAAGAGCCAGACCUGUUCUUCUUUCUAACCAAUCCCAUGAGAGUACACAUCAGGUCUUAUACGACUCAAAUCAUAUGGAUAACGCCUUGAGGCAAUACGCACAACAAAAUGAAGAACAUGUCUCCAUGAAAUCUUACACUUCAAUCUCCUUAUUUGAAACGAUGCAUGAUGAUAUUUGUAGAAUAUCACUGGAACGCGAGGCUAACAUUUUGAUCAUGCCGUUCCAUAAGAGGUGGGAAAUCGAUGGCACUGUUGAGGUUGCACAUAGGUCUAUCAGAACCAUGAACAUUAAAGUCCUCCAAAAGGCACCGUGUUCUGUGGGAAUUCUAGUUGAUAGGGGCAUCUUGGGGGCCACUCCUUCACUCUUGGGGGGAAGAGAACCAUAUUACGUUGUUGUGUUUUUCAUUGGUGGUGCAGAUGACGUUGAGACACUGGCUUAUGGCGCUAGAAUGGCUAGGCAAGAGUAUGUGUGGGUAACUGUGGUUAGGUUCCUUCUAUUUGGUGAGGAAAAUUCUAAGGACAGAAAACGUGACAGUGAUCUUAUAGAUGAAUAUAGAUACCACAAUGCUGGAAAUAAUAGGUUUGAGAUUUUGGAUGAAGUUGUGAAAGAUGGGAUAGAUAUGUCUAUAUGCAUAAGAAGAUUGGUGGAUUAUUUUGAUCUUGUGAUGGUGGGGAGGCGACAUUCACAAUAUGCUAUUCUUCAAGGACAUGAUAAUUGGAGUGAGUGUGAAGAGUUAGGGGUUAUUGGGGACAUGCUAGCAUCACCAAAUUUUGUCACCAAGGCAUCGGUGUUGGUCAUACAACAACAGAGAAUAAGAGGGAGAGUUAUCAAACCUACUGUCAAUUUGAAUCAGAUGUCAAAAGAUCAACUCAUGCAUAGUGUUCCAACUAACGACUCGUUAAGUCCUUCAUGUACUAUUUUUGUCGACAAGAAUGACAAAAUGUAA
This is a messenger RNA of Vigna angularis (adzuki bean), 2331 nucleotides long. Its product is annotated as cation/H(+) antiporter 15. Gene Ontology annotation, biological process: regulation of pH; proton transmembrane transport. The transcript has 4 exons. Gene Ontology annotation, cellular component: membrane; endomembrane system. Gene Ontology annotation, molecular function: antiporter activity. Lineage: Eukaryota; Viridiplantae; Streptophyta; Magnoliopsida; Fabales; Fabaceae. The coding region runs from base 1 to 2331 and encodes 776 amino acids. The record is from RefSeq and is a predicted model, not a curated record.